Molecule: messenger RNA, 6660 nt
Organism: Schistocerca piceifrons (Central American locust)
Lineage: Eukaryota; Metazoa; Arthropoda; Insecta; Orthoptera; Acrididae
Gene: mon2
Product: protein MON2 homolog
Source: RefSeq, a predicted model, not a curated record
CAAAUGUCAUCUGUGCCAGCUCACCUGUAGACGCGUUUUUGAGGCUUGUGUCAUCGAAAAUGAAGUUGUACUACGUGCGUUUGCUGUCGAAAUGAAAACCUGUGUCUGUGUGUUAUUAGUGUUAAGUGUGCGACAGACAGUGUCUAGUGAAAUGUCAUGCUCCAAAGAUUUCUGACGCGUCAGCUGUUCAUAACAUGGCUUGUGGAAGUUUGUCAACUGGGAACGAGGAAGCUUUACGGUUCUUGGAUAGUCUGCAAAAUGAUCUGAAGAACUUGUCAAUAGAGACGAGGAAAAAAUUUCCGCAGAUUAAGGAGUCAUGUGAAGAAGGCAUUGCAAAGCUCCGUAAUGCUGCAGCACAUCCUCAGACACCAGUUUACUAUGUCGUGAACCAAAUACUCUAUCCACUGGUUCAGGGAUGUGAGACCAAGGACCCAAAGAUUGUGAAGUUAUGCCUGGGAAUAAUGCAGCGGCUGAUGACUCAGCAGGCUGUUGAUCAGAAAGGAGCAAGAUACAUAACUGAUACUCUUUGGAUGCUAAUGGAAUCUGGGACUGAGGAGGUUAAGGUCUUGCAGAGUGUCACUUUGCUGUUGACUACAAAUACUGUUGUACAUGGUGACACGCUUGCAAGGAAUUUGGUUCUUUGUUUUCGUUUACAUUUUACCAAAGAUUCAACAACUAUUAAUACUGCUGGAGCAACUGUUAGACAAUUAGUUUCAUUAGUAUUUGAAAGAGUUGUUGCCGAAGAUGAAGCAUACUAUGAUCGUGACACAGGAGUGCAGAAAGAUAUUAAUCUGGAGGAGCUGAAAGUUCCUAGUAAUGUUGCACCUAAAGGUUUAAGACUAUGUGCUGCUGAUGCAUAUCUAAUGUUUCAGGACCUUGUGCAGCUUGUAAAUGCUGAUCAACCAUAUUGGUUGAUUGGAAUGACUGAGAUGACACGCACAUUUGGCUUGGAACUGCUGGAGUCAGUCCUGACAAAUUUUUCAUCUGUAUUUUACCAGCAUCCAGAAUUCAGUUUCUUGUUAAAGGAAAGAGUGUGUGCAUUGGUUAUAAAAUUGUUUUCCCCAAAUAUAAAGUAUCGAAGUUCUGUACCACAGAGUAUACAACAAGCAACUCCAUUGGACAAGCCGUAUUUUCCAAUAAGCAUGAGACUGCUAAGGGUAGUUUCUAUUCUAAUUCAAAAAUAUCACAGCUUGCUGGUUACAGAAUGUGAAAUAUUCCUAUCACUGAUUGUAAAAUUUCUGGAUCCGGAUAAACCAGCCUGGCAGCGUUCUCUCGCAUUGGAAGUCUUGCAUAAAAUGACUGUUCAGCCAGAAUUACUGAAGUCAUUCUGUGAAUGUUACGACCUUAAAGCACACGCUACAAAUAUUUUUCAAGACAUUGUUAAUUCACUUGGUGCUUAUGUCCAGUCACUCUUUGUAAAUCCACAGUUAAUGGGCCAAGCAUCUGUGUCAGCCGGAUUCUUCUCUAGAGGAGUAUGGCUCCCUGUCGUAGCUACCUUCUCAAGUGGGCAGGCAAGAGCAACAUACCUUGAAAUGCUGGAUAAAAUAGAACCACCAGUGAUUCCAGAUGGGUAUGGCAUAUCUGUGGCUAUUGCUUGCCUCUUGGAUAUAAUCCGUUCUGUUGCAAUCAUAAUAGAAGGUACACCACCUGCAGUCGAAGAACAGCCUGCACCAGGAAAGUACAGUGGGUCAGAAGAGGAAAAAGUUCUUCAUUGCCAGCUUAUAAAUUCUAGUUGGUGUGGUCUGCUAGCGGCACUCAGUCCCCUGAUAGAUGCUAGUACUGAUGAAUCUGCUUCCGAAAAUGUCUUAAAAGCGAUACAGACAUUUGCCAGUCUGUGUGGAAUGCUGGAUUUACAGAUACCGAGAGAUGCUUUCAUUACUGCAAUCUGCAAAGCUUCAUUGCCACCGCAUUAUGCACUGACAAUUCUAAAUUCUGCACCACAAGGAGCUGGAUCUGGAAGGGGUCAUUCCCGCACUAGCAGCCAGGAUAUGAAUUCCCAGUACAAUGUCAGUGCUUACAAUGAAACUGACUUCAGACAGCAAGUGGUAGCAGUGGGAACUCCAUUGCCUACAGCAUCUUUACCCAUUGGUGCCCAGCAGGGUCCAGUCAUGUUGACAGCAAAGAAUCUACAGUGCAUGAGAGCUUUACUGAGUGUAGCUCACUGUCAUGGAAGUAUAUUAGGCACUUCAUGGCACCUGGUGCUGACAACAUUGCAGCAUCUGGUAUGGAUUUUGGGCCUGAAGCCUUCUACAGGUGGUAGUUUGAAAGCUGGCCGAACAACGGCUGAUUCCAAUGCUGUAAUAACAACAGCGGUAAUGGCUGAUUUACCAGUCCUUUCAGCUAUGCUGAGCCGAUUGUUUGAAUCCAGUCAGUAUUUGGAUGAUGUUGCUUUGCAUCACCUUAUUGAUGCACUUUGUAAGCUUUCUCAUGAGGCAAUGGAGCUAGCGUAUUCCAAUCGUGAACCAUCUUUGUUUGCCGUUGCCAAACUUCUGGAAACAGGACUUGUUAAUUUACCUAGAGUGGAAGUCUUGUGGAGACCUCUAACCAAUCAUCUUUUGGAAGUCUGUCAGCAUCCUCAUAUUCGGAUGAGGGAGUGGGGAGUUGAAGCUAUUACAUACCUUGUUAAAGCUGCAAUGCAACAUAAAUACCAACCUCCACUAAGAGAGAACCAGAAGCUUCAGACACUCCUCCUUGGACCUCUGUCUGAGCUUUCUUCUGUACCACAUGGCGAUGUUCGGCAGAGGCAAUUGGAAUGUGUUCUACAUGUCUUACAUGGGGCUGGAGAAACAUUGUCUCAUGGGUGGCCAUUGGUACUCGGGAUAAUUGGAGCUGUCUCUGAUCAUCAUGGGGAAAACCUUAUAAGAAUAGCUUUCCAGUGUCUCCAGUUAGUUGUAACCGAUUUCUUGCCGGUGAUGCCAUGGAGGUGCUUGCCGCUUUGUGUUGAUACAGCUGCAAAAUUUGGUUCUCAGACUCAAGAACUUAAUAUUUCUUUAACUGCAGUUGGCCUCAUGUGGAAUAUUUCUGACUACUUUUUCCAGAACCAAGAUAAAUUGUGCCAAUCUUUGACGGGUGAUAAUACCGUAUUUCCAAAUUUUCCUGGAAUAUCAGAUCUACCACACUUCGAUAAAUUGUGGAUGUGCCUUUACUCCAGGCUCGGUGAUCUGUGUGUUGAUUCAAGACCAGCUGUACGCAAGUCAGCUGGACAGACAUUAUUUUCUACAAUAUCAGCUCAUGGUGGUUUGCUGAGUCAGAUUACGUGGCAGUCAAUUGUGUGGCAGGUUUUGUUCCCACUGCUGGACAAUGUCAGGCGACUUUCAAGUUCAGCAAGCAGUGAGAAAGUGGAUACAGGAGGAAAUAUUUUAAUCCAUCAUUCUAGAAACACUGCCCAGAAACAGUGGGCAGAAACACAGGUGCUUACAUUAUCAGGAGUAGCAAGGGUUUUCAACACAAAGAGGCAGAUUUUACGUGCUGUUCCUGGUGAUUUUCCUCGUGCCUGGUCACUUCUCCUUGAAUUUAUUGAAAACUCUGCAUUGAGUAAAAAUGAUGAGGUUUCCUUAGCUGCCCUGAAAGCCUUCCAGGAUAUAUUGUAUUGGAACCAAGACAGUGAAGGAAAGUUAGUGACAGUAAAUCAAGCAACUGUAACCAACGAAGAGCCAGAUAUAUGGGAUGUUGCAUGGAAAGUGUGGUGUAAUAUAGGUGCUGAGAGUACGAAAUUAUGUUUUGAUGUGAAAGAGUUCUAUGUUCCUUCACAGCCAUUUCUAACAGCACUGAUACAGAUAUUUCCUGCUGUUUUCCAACACACUAGAGAGAGGUUUUCAACAACAGAUCUUCUGAAACUUUGUGAGAUUCUGCAGAAUGCAGUGGCUAUUCCUGUUUUGGGUGACAUAUCUCCAUUUGUUCUCCCUAUUGUUAGUGAUGCUGGGCUCACACAACUUCAAGAAGGUGUUCUUCACUGUAUUGAGCUGCUGAAAAAGGAAGCAUUGACUGGCCAAAAAAAUAUGAAGAAAAUGAUUGCACCAAUAUUUGACCAGCUUCUAGCUUUUAGCAAAUAUGCUUGCCAACCUCCCGUUUUUGGGAAGGCAGACACAAAGAAUGGAACACAAGUAAAAGGGGCUGCAAUGGGAGAGUGGAUGGCUGUGAAUUACAUUCCAUUUGGUGAAAAGGCUUUGACUAUGGCCAUAGAGUUGUACAGAAUCACUGCUAGUGAUAUGUCUGUGAUAAAUGCCUGUGUCCUGCACAAAAUUAUUUGUGCGUUACAUGUUCCAUUGUCAAUGAAGUAUAGCUGUCCAUCUCCUACAACAUGGAAGUUAGCGGUCACAGGUUUGUUAACUGUGCUUCAAAUUGGUCUUCCACUGGCAAGAAAGCAUCGUCAAGAAUUUCAGCAGAUGUGGCCACAGCUUGCUGAAACCUUGGAUAAAUUUUUGUUUCCAACAAGCCACCUUGCGAGACGGUGCGUUGGCUUCCACUGUUGUCAACACGUCACUACACGCGAUUUGGAACGCCGCAGAUCCAUUGGCAGUAGAGAAUCGGUUCUAAGCCGUUCUGCAACAGUGUCGGUCCCUCGGCACGUAGUCACUACUGUUACGGGACUCGCUGCUGGAGGGGCGCGCUGGACUGCACCAACGUGUGAUCGAUGCCCUGAAGAGCUCCAGGCAGAUGAAGCAGUGGAUUGCAAAGUAAUAGAAUUACUGCGUGAUGAAGUAUUACCUCAUGUUCAUUCUAUUCAGAAAGAGUUUAUUCUUAAAGUGGUCGUCCUGCUAAACAAAGGCUCAAUUCAUUCUGCAAGUAGUCCCAGCUCUGAUUAUGUGGCUGAACCAAAACUAAGAGAAGAAUUUGCAAAAACUUGUUUUGAGACUUUGCUGCAGUUUUCAUUACAAGACGGUGCUGAUGAAUGUGCUGAGGAAAUAACAGAAGGUGGUGUGGCAGGAAGAUUAGCUGUCACUGCUCUUCUGACAAGGUUCCAAGAAGUACUACACCAGUAUGUUGAAGAUGAAAGGAAGAACGGAAAUUGCCCAUUGCCAAGGUAUAGGUUGUCAGAGAUAUCUUUUGUACUGAAAGCUGUUGGAACUUUGGUAUUAUCACUGAAGAAAGCUCCACCAGGAAAAGUGAAUGAAUCAUCAUGGGAACAACUGAUUGCAUUGUACCCCUAUUUAGUGGACUGCACAACUACAAAAUCAACACAAGUUUCCAGUUCGCUUCGUGAAGCGUUACUGCAGUACGCGGACCUUUUGCAUUCGCCUACAAGAUAUCAUAAUGGUGUAUGAUAGUGUUAUAUUUGUGCUGUUUGUGUGAACUGACACUGAGAUUGUAGCGUUGAUGCCUGCAGCCUAUUUAAGUACAAAGUUAAUUGAGAGACAAUGAACAUACACAUGCGUGCAGCAGCAGCAAGAGCUAUGGACACUGGAAGUGCACAGAGAUUCAGUGGUGCUGCCCCUCUGUCACACACCAAAAAUGGCAGGAUAAAGACUGUAAUCUCAUCUUCUUCCUUCCAUUGAAAAACUAAUGUGAAUGACAGAGGUGUGGAUGUGAGAUUCAUAUUUUAAAAUGAUGUUAGAGUUCCUGGAUGGUUUUGGGAGAACUUCAACAUUUUAUUUCUCAGGUCCUCACCACUGCUGUUCUACACCCAUAUGUAGUGCUGCGUACUCAUUUCAGUGAGACACUAAAGGGAAAUAUUUCCUUGUCCAUCCUCCCUUUGCCUACUGUUGCAAAAACUGAUGCUAUCAAAGCUGUCACUGUAAUUGCUACAUUGCGAUAUGUACUUUGUCCAACCUAUGUACAGUCAAACACUUUCUCUUUGUGACUUGACUCCGUACUCCUCACUAGGCAGGAGACUGGGCACGGAUAUGCCAUUUUCAGUAUUUUUGCAUUUAAUUUCGGAUUUUUCUGAAAAAUGAUGAUAAUCACAUGAUUUCAGCUUGAUAUAUGAGAAAUUUUAAGUUUUGGUUAUUUCCACAUCUUGUUCUUGGUAACAUUCAGUGAAGAAGAUGGAGCUCACUCCCAAAAUAUUUCUCUUCCUGCAGCACUUCUAUAAAACUGGCCAAGAAAGUGUGUGUGGACUGCAAACUUUAAGCUACUUCGAAAUUGACAUCUCCACAGAUGAAGCUCAGUACUGGGCUGCUGGUAGCUAGUUCAUUAAUGCCAUUGUGUGUAUCUUUGGAGUUCUGAUUGCUUCAUUUAUUUUAUUACACAUAGCAAAUUACUGAUGACGGAUUUUGAUCAUGAGAUUUGUGUUAUAUGAAUGUUUUUCUUACUUUGGAUGCUAUCCAAAUGGUGCUAUUUCCUUGAAUAUUUAGUGACUGUAGUUCUCAUGUUCUCAACAUUGACUGAAGCUCCUUUUAAUAGAACAUACUAUGCUGCCCUGCUGUAUAUCAUUGUUGGAAUAUGAUUAGAACUUUGACACAUUUUUGUCAUCAUGUGUGUUUUAUUACAGCUGACAAACAAUUGUAGCUUUCUUUUCAAGUAACUUAUUACUUACCAAAAGUUAUUACCUUGAGAGGCAGCUUAAAAUGUUACCGUUAUGCGUAAGUUGCACACAUCCCUGCGUGCCACCAGAGGUAUUGUUGCCAUAUCAGUAUUCAGUUGAAGCUAUGAAAUGUAAGUUGAAUCUGUAUAACAUUUCUGUUACCUUGGACCAUUAAUAACAUUCUUUUUUGUUCAUUA